CCGCUCGCUCAGUUCGUUCACAACAGCAGUGGAGGUCGGACCUGUGACCGUUGUUUCCGUGAACCAUUUGUAACGUGGAUUGCGGACAUAGGAUUUGAGUAUAGUGCAGUGUAUUUAGUGUUGGUGAAAGUGUUGUUAAUUAAUAUCCGUUUACGUUGACAUGAUUUGACCUAUUGAUAUUCAUUUAUUUAUGUAUACAGACACAUAAAUAUAAUAUAUUUUAAUUGAAUUUUAUUUUUGUGAUCAGUGUUUUCUUUUUGUGCUGGAGACCAUGCAAGUUAGUGUUUGUUAGGAUGUAUCCGAGUGCCGGCGCUAUGAACGCCGCCGCCGCUGCCGCAGCCGUGGCGGCCGCGAGGCAUCCGGUAAGAAGCAAUCACAAUAUGGGUCCGCCGCAGCCGGGGCAGCAGAUCAAGUUCACAGUGGGCGAGUCCUGCGACCGGAUCAAAGAAGAAUUCAAUUUCCUACAAGCGCAAUACCACAAUUUAAAAUUAGAAUGCGAAAAGCUGGCUAGUGAAAAAAUUGAAAUACAAAGGCAUUAUGUGAUGUACUAUGAAAUGUCUUACGGCCUCAACGUGGAAAUGCACAAACAGACUGAGAUCGCGAAGCGUCUGAACGCGAUCAUUGCGCAGAUCCUGCCGUUCCUGUCGCAGGAGCACCAGCAGCAGGUGGCGUCGGCCGUGGAGCGCGCCAAGCAGGUCACCAUGACCGAGCUCAACGCCAUCAUCGGGCAACAACGUCCAGACCUACCGCGGCUGUUACAACAGAUGCACGCGGCGCACCUGCCCGCGCACGGCGCGCCGCCGCUGCCGCUGCUCACGCAGGGCUCGCUGCCGCCCGCCGGCCUGCUGGGGCUGGGCGUGCCGCACCACCCGCUGUCCGUGCUGGCCAAGCCGCCGGAUCUACACCGGCCCGAUGAUAAGGGAAACGGUAUCAGCUCAGCGGAAGAAAGACAUAGAAAUUCGAUAUCACCGGGUGAGAGAGAGAAGUACAGAACGCGGAGUCCAGCUGAGCCAGACCACAAGAAAUUAAAGAAAGAGGAAAAAGACAUGAGUCAUGACCUGGUGGUGGACGACGCGAGCGAGGAGCCCACGUCGCCGCACAACGGCGCGCCGUCGCCGCGGGAGAACGGGCUGGACAAGCUGCAGCCCAAGAAGGAGCACCCGCCGCACAGCCCCAGAUCAGGCACAUCAAGUAACGCAUCAACGCCAUCAGCCAAAAAACUGGACGAGAAACCAAGCACGCCGAUCUCCAAGCCAGUGACCCCCACGUCAGGGGGCGGGGGCUCGGCGGGGCCCGCCGGCGCACCUCUGAAGGCAGCCGUGAAGCCCCCAGCACUACAGUACCCUUACUUAGGCAACGGAGCCCAUGAUGCCUAUGGCCUGGCGGGGUAUUCCGCCCGCGCCGCGCUGGCCUAUGAACCCCUGCGGCCCCCGAUUGGCCCGGCGGCCCUAGCACCAAUUCCUGGAGGCAAGCCUCCAUCCCCCCCCUCUAGGGCGUACUCCUUCCACGUGUCGGCGGAGGGGCAGAUGCAGCCGGUCCCCUUUCCCCCUGACGCGCUCAUGGGCCCGGGCAUCCCCCGGCACGCGCGGCAGGUCUCCGCCCUAGCCCAUGGCGAGGUGGUGUGCGCAGUAACAGUCUCCAGUCCGACUAAGUACGUGUACACGGGCGGCAAGGGCUGCGUCAAGGUGUGGGACAUCAGCCAGCCGAGCAAGGCGCCCGUCAGCCAGCUGGAUUGCUUGCAACGGGACAACUACAUUCGCUCAGUGAAGCUGCUUCCCGACGGGCGCACGCUGAUCGUGGGCGGCGAGGCGUCCAACCUGUCCAUCUGGGACCUCGCGUCGCCGACGCCCCGGAUCAAGGCCGAGCUCACGUCGUCCGCGCCCGCGUGUUACGCGCUAGCCAUCAGCCCUGACUCUAAGGUGUGCUUCAGCUGUUGCUCGGACGGCAACAUCGCGGUGUGGGACCUGCACAACCAGACGCUGGUGCGGCAGUUCCAGGGACACACGGACGGCGCCUCCUGCAUCGACAUCUCGGCCGACGGCACCAAGCUGUGGACCGGGGGCCUGGACAAUACUGUCAGAUCAUGGGACCUAAGAGAGGGUAGACAACUACAACAACACGACUUCAGCUCACAGAUCUUCUCCCUCGGAUAUUGUCCAACAGGCGAAUGGCUAGCCGUAGGCAUGGAGAACAGCAACGUGGAAGUGCUGCACGCGGUGAAGCCGGACAAGUACCAGCUGCACCUGCACGAGUCGUGCGUGCUGUCGCUGCGGUUCGCGUCCUGCGGCAAGUGGUUCGUGUCCACCGGCAAGGACAACCUGCUCAACGCGUGGCGGACCCCCUACGGCGCUAGCAUAUUCCAGUCAAAGGAGUCGUCUUCAGUGCUGAGCUGCGACAUAUCAUCGGACGACAAGUACAUAGUGACCGGCUCCGGAGACAAGAAGGCCACAGUCUACGAGGUCAUAUACUAGUGCACACAGACUAUGAACUAACUAUGAACAAGUGACGAACGUUCAGUGAACGCGCGAGGUGAUAUAGCUUUAGAACGAACGCGACCGGCCGAUUUUACUCACAACCUAAACAGCUGCGAUUUAAGGUUGCCUUCUCUAAAAUCGCCCGUCAGCAUUCCCACUUAGUGUAUUUAUAGAGUAUAUUGGGAAGCCUGUAUGUACUUAUGCGACGUGUUUAUAUAGUUUAGUGUGCGCGAUGUAUGUUACGUUAUAAUUUGUUGAGCGCCUUAGUGUAUGUUGGCAGCAGAUCUCAAAAUGAUGAUUUCGUUCAAUAUUGUUGUAAAAUGCUCGUAUUAAAGAAAAAAGAUAUGCGCAAAUUUAA
This is a messenger RNA of Plutella xylostella (diamondback moth), 2832 nucleotides long. NCBI's taxonomy places the organism in Eukaryota, Metazoa, Arthropoda, Insecta, Lepidoptera, Plutellidae. The record is from RefSeq and is a predicted model, not a curated record.